Dovyalis caffra is the source of this 264-nucleotide messenger RNA. The record is from the annotation of a GenBank genome assembly. Lineage: Eukaryota; Viridiplantae; Streptophyta; Magnoliopsida; Malpighiales; Salicaceae.
AUGCGAACUCUCAUUGGCCUCUACUUGGACAUUUUUUGCAUGUACGGACAGAGAAUGAAGUCCCCAAUUUCGCUUGUGGAGUUGGGUAGGGUUGUUCAACAUGAGAUCGUUAAUGUCAACAUCAUGUCACAACGACAGUUUGAGAAAAACUUCGGUGCGUAUAAAAACAAUCUUUUAGAGGUUGCGUCUGUUCAGGUUAUGCAGGGCGCAGAGAGCGAGUCAGCAAGUGCUUUCCAGCCGGAGGAUGAGAAAGGUCACAGUUGA